CACACGGCGACGUGUGCGUGUGCGUGUGCGUGUGCGUGGGUCAGCCUUGCCCCACAUUCAGACAGUAGUCGCGCGUCUUUCGGCGAGGUCGAGCCGGCGCGGCGUUUCCGUCGAGCGUAGCGUCGAGAGAGACGCCGGGGAUGCUAGUAGCGAGGAAGUGCCGGCGUCGAGCAGCGUCCUCCCGCCGGUUACUCGCGCGACGGCGCUCCGAGAACGCCGGCAAGGCUUCCGAGUGAACGAACGGCGACCUUCUUUCGCGGCUUACACACCGGCCGACAGCGUUUUUCUGUUUUCCUGCCUUACUAGUCGUCGUGUGCUACACCAUCGAGAGAGGGUCGGUGCGCGUGGCCCAAGUAAUCGUCCAGUGCGUCGACGUUGGUGCGUGCGUGCGUGCUCGCGUGCCUGUCUGCCUCUUGCCUGCUAGCUUGGCUGCGUGCACGCGCGCGCGCGUGCUUCCAUCUAUUCGCGUGUAGUAGGAAAAACGGACCGAGGUAGAACGUAAGGUGAAACGAGAGAUAGGCGGCGUGAUCAACGAGGAAAAGUGUCUUAUAUCGGCGGAAGGUGCAGCACACGUUGGAGACUGAACGAGUUAAGAGCUCGGGGAGAAACUCGGUACCGAGGGAAGGAACAGGGAUGAAUAAUUUAAACGAACGAAUGGGAACAGUCUGACAUAUCGAUUAAAAGAAGGGAGAGGAGAGUAGAGAAGGUUUUAGAGAACGAAGAGAGGCUCGUCGACGGAAUCACGAUAGCUAACGCGAGAUUAAAGAUACCACUUAUAUAUGUGUAUAUGGAAAUAUAUGAAUAUAUGAUAAUUAAUUAUUAAAAAGAAAAAAUCUACUAAUAUAUUAAACGUAUAUGUCUCUGGAGAAAAAAAGAGUUAUUAUUCGAAUCUAUUGUUUUAUCUACUCGUUCGAGGUUUACACGUUGUCCGAUAAGAAUAUCUAUGUUAAGCCUAAUGGUGCGCGCAGGAACACGCGCGUAAGUAUCAGCGAGAAACGUGUGAACGGAGAACACUUUCGAAUUAAGGGAGAGAAGAACGACCAAAACGAAUGUUGUCAAUUAAUAUUGUAUAUUAUUUAGAUCACUUCCGGAGUUUACGAUUUCGCCUAGUUCAAUUACUAACUACCUUUACGCGCCGUUCCCUCUGUAGCCGUUCUUCGAAUUCUACCUCCAGCUUAAGAAUAAUUUAAGAGAAACUGAAAGAGUCGACAACGAAGGCGAAGAAGAAGAAGAAAAAGAAGAAAGAAGAGGAAUAAAUGAAAAAAGAAGUAGAGGAAUAGUUAGAGGCAAGAAGGAGUGGAGAGAAGAAACAGAGAGAAGGGUAAAACGGCCUACAAACGUAUUUAGAUUUAGUACGCGUCACGGGUCCUCGUCCGGACCCUUCCCAAUGGUUGUACCUGGUUUAAUCUGCAGUUAAGACUUCACCCGUUCAAAACGGAAGCUACGUUUGGUUUCCGUAUCAUUACGAAGAUAGCGGCAGCGGCAUGAAUGCACGAGACUGGUUACGAAGUGCCAUUUGCAGAGUGCCGCGCGAUCUCGUAUGGUUCGUCAAGAUCGCGCCCAAUAAUUAUCAAACUUUGUGUAUGCAGCUAUAGUGUAAUAGAUAAAACGAAGGGACGAGUUGAUUGGAGGACAGAAAACAGAGAGACAGAGUGACAAUAUAUAAUAUACAUAUAUAUAUUACGCGUAACGUAGCAAGUGAACGAAUCAUAGUGUACAAUUUGAUCGACGUGUGAAAAGUGAACAGUAGGAGGUAAAAAGUACAAGUAAAGAAAGAAACAGAAAAGGACAAUCAACAUGGGAAUCGAUAACAGUGCAUCGAAUUACCGUAGUUUGAUCAUGUCGAAAGUUUGCGCUGGAUGCAUUGAAGUGUCGAUCAUGUUCCUUUUCGGGCCACAGGCAACGCUGUAAUUCUGUUUUCAUUCGAGUCGCACAGUAUGCAUGAUGAAUCGCCUCAGGGAUCAUCGACAGCCUAAAUAUCAUACUUGGAGGUUCGUCGAAACAUAGGAGACACGAGGUCGACUCGACGUAUUGCGUCAUAAAAACGCAAACUUAGAUGAAAAUGGAUUCGACGAAGCUGGGUGGGCCAGCCCCAACCAGCCCAAGGGCACACUCGCCAGCCCUACCGGCCUACAGCAGUACCACCACGGAUGGCAACAUCGAUUACAUAAUCGGAGACUAUAUGGAGAGACUCGGCACGAGAUUGAACACAUUGGAGAACGAGCUGAGGUACGCCUGGAGGGCGUUAGACCUGCUCAGUCAGGAAUACAUCAAGAUGUGGGAGAGGCUAGAGAAGUUAGAGGGCCUCUUGUACGAACAACAAACGGUGAUCAGUCAAUUGAUCGAAUUCUACGCGAGCGGUGGCACUCACGAGACUGCCAACGUGGUGGUGGAGGAGACAUUGGCCAAUCAACAGAGCACCGUUGGCGAGUUGGACGCGAUCGCGAAGAGUAUAGGCGCCACCAUGGGUAUAGAGGAGACGAACGCGAUAAGAGAGAAAUUAGCUCAGCAGGAGAUUGCGAGAAUGCACGGACUCACGCAGGACAGCUCAACCGCUGCCGCGGUAGUUACCGACAUGCAUAGGAACGUGAGGAACCUGGACACUCUGGAGACUCUCGCGGAAGAGAGUAACAUUCCAGACGAGGCGUUCUACAGAAGCUUGAACAACGCGUACAGGGAGGAUUUAAUUUGCGGCGACACGUCCAGACCAACGUCGCAAUUGGGUAUGAUCUGGGAAGAGGCGGAGGAUGAGGAUGUGAAUGGAAAGAAAGAGGCGGAGUCGAACAUGUUCGACAAAGCUAUGACCAAGGAGAAGGAACUCGAGGAAUUGACUACGAAACCAACGAAGGAAGAAAUUCAGGAAUCAGUGACGAAAAAGGAAGACGAAGCGGACGAGGACGAGGGCGAAGUAUUUAGCGCAGCUGAUUACAAAAGUUAUCGUGGCAAUACGCCUUGUGUCAGCGAACAAGAUCUGGCCCAGCUCUCCAGACUCAGUUCCAUCGACCAAGUCGCUCUGGAAAAAUUACACGAACUGGAUAGGUUGACCAAUAAAUUACAAAAGGACUCUCAGAACUUGAUAGAGUUACAGUCGAAAUUAAUGGACUCUCCGAAACGACAAUAUAGUUCCGAAGCUGAAGCUAAACUGGCGGAAGAAGCGAGUAGUAUAGACGAACAGCUAAGAAAGAUUUACGCCGAAACCGAUGUCGACAGUUGGACCUUCUCGAAAAGUCCCGGAUCGACCGGUCGAUCGAUCUCCAGAGUGAGUACCGAUAGCGGUCUAGCCACUGACGGUGACUUCACAACCCGAUCAAUUUCGCCAAGGCUUACGUCCACGUCCAGAACGAACUUAGAUUCCAUUUCGAGUACUUACACUCCACCCAGGCUAGGUGGCUAUGCAACAACUGUACGAGAAAAGAGUCCAGAGCCAGUGAUCCAGUUGCCUAUUGACGUCGGUAGCUUCGCCAAAGGUUACGCGGAGAACAAAGAACUGACCGAUCUCAUGGCCGAAAGCUUCGCGGCUGUCACCUGCGCCUCUCCCACCAUUUACAGCACCACUACUGACAAAAUCCCAUCUCCUACUCACUCUGCGGGAAGCGUCCAUAGUGUCCAUAGCGUCCACAGUGUGCAGAGUCUUCGAACCAGGCAGGACGGUUACUUCGGUAGCACUGCUCGACUAAAUUUGGAAUUCCAGGAAAGUAGAACGCCUCCAAGUCCGUCACCCAGCUCGCCACCUCCGCCAGCUCCUCGAGACUCAGCCGAGCCUUUCCUGAUGCCAGGACCCGAUCAGAGGGAUGCCGAAACAAAACGACCUCAGAGUCCCACGUUUUUGAGGAGCACGGAGAAGCUGGUUUCGCUGGAACAAGGUCGCCUAAGUCCACGAACUCCUCACUCGCCUAAGUCGCCACGAGUCUCGCCUAAGCACACAGCCAAGCCAAGCGUGGCCAACAUCGUUGCAGCCAAGUCUGAUUCCGGCCUAUCUUCGAUGAGUGGGUGGAGCAGCCUGGACAAGUCGCCGAGUUCGCCAAAAAGUUCAAUCACCAAGAUGCUCACUUCGUAUUCGGUAGAUCAUCCCAGAUCAACUUUAAUCCCAAGUACAACGACGGUCAGAUCUGCCAGUCCAAUUCCACCUCUUCCGGAAACCACAACCUCGGUCAUUACGCAGGAACCGCUGUACGAUACGCCGGAAGGAAGAGACGCUUUCACGAGUACUACCACCGCCACAUAUACCGUUACGAGCCACUCCUACACCGCGGCCAUGAAUCAUUUGUCAGGCUACACGUCGAUAAAGACACCGACCACCAAAGAGGAGUACAGUUUUGUGCCUCCUCCAGCACCCAUCGCGACCACUUGUCAGAGUCCAAAGAAACGAGGUCGCCAGCAAACUUUACAGCAUACUUACGACACCGUACCGCCUGGAACCACGAUCGACUAUGUGUAUAGGUCUGAGCAACCUGCCAUUUAUUCGGUAGCUGGAAGCAAUCGACAACAGGCCAUCACGAGUGUCUAUACCAGUAGCGCUGGGGGCUAUGGUCCGAAAACUACGACCACUGCUUACUAUCCAGAUGCAAUGGACCAGUAUAACAGUUACCAGGAUAAUUAUAGUGCUGUUCAAUAUCCGGAAUCGGCCGCUGUAGGAGGUCACCUGAAGAAACCUUCACGAGGCAGCGCGUACACUGACGGAAUGACAAACCACGAAGGGUACAAAGCCGCGAUGUAUCGCACAAUGUUCCCCACGGGGAAUAUCACGGACGCGCUAUCUUAUUAUCCAACUAGCGCGAAUCUGCCGCGAACGGAGACGAACGAGACUUCGUGGCUGAAUUCGAUGGAAGACCAGAUACCUCACGAUUCGACGUCGUCCAGUAUCAGAUCGCUAACAUCGGACGGUAGCUAUGCCCAAAGCCCGUACACCGAUAGAAGAUAUCCUCAGCCACCGACGUAUCAGGCGCAUCAGUAUCAUCACACGUAUGCGAAUCAGAACUAUCCACAAGCUUAUCAGCAACAGUACCAGCCAUACAGUCAAAGGUUGAGUAGUUCCGAAAGCGCACAACUUACGGAUGGAUAUCAGAGACAACGGCAACGAGAACAUCAAUACAUUCAAGAUCACGAAACAGGAAGAAUGCCUAUUGAUCAAACGCAACAUCAGCAAGAAUAUUACGAUGCCUCGAGCGUGAUAGUAUCUCAAUCAGGGUAUAUUAGUAUUGCGUCGAAUUUGAAAGACCACGAGAUAGAAAAUGCGAAAGCUGGCAAGAAGAUAAAACGCGGUUCGUCCUUAAAAAACGCGAUGAGCUCCAUGAGCAACUGGUUGCCUGAUUUACACUUGAGCAAACGACACAGGAGUCACUCGUUACCUGGCGGAGUGAGGAGGGAAGACUUGGAUAUGUCGCAGGAGCAACAGCAGAGGCUUCCGCAGGAAGCAGGUAUGACAAGAGGUCGUGGUAGAGGCCAGGCAGCCAGGAAAAAGAAGAAACAUACUUUGGUGUCCACUGUAUCCGGAAUUCUUCAGAAGGCCAAAAGACGAAAUCAUCAAUCUCAAUCUUUAUCGGAUCCUGAACAGUCCGAGACCGAAUGGAGCAGUGGUAGACAGAGUGGUCUGUCAGAGGACGAAGACAGCGUGAUGUCGGACGUAAAUCAAGAACCUCCAUUCUUUGCCAAGGUAAAGACAACUAGCACGAAACGUAAACAAGUGCCCCAGCCAGUUCCUCAGCAACAGCAACCGACAACUCAGCCAUUACCUCUGCAACAGAAAGAAUAUAUACAACAACAACAGCAACAGCAAGCUCUCCAGCAACAAAUUCAACAGCAUCAGGAACAGUUACAACAGCAAGCUCUUCAAGACGGUUGGGCCAAAGAGAAAGAUCAAAAGAAGGAUGUGGAUCACGAACUUCCUGAACAGAUCAGUGGCUUCGAGGAAGAAACAUCUGGGAAGAGCACAGGUUCUGGUUCUGGCGGUUCAUCGAUAUUUCAAACUGUCGGGGACAUUAAACGAUCCGCUGGUAGCUCCGACGAAGCUCCCAACGAAAAGGCUCCGAAACUUCCUCCUGUGACUCUGAUGGGCGGUGCAAGUAUGGAAUUUGCGGUGUCUAGAGCAUUAGGCAAGUAUCGUCAGAGACAAUCCUCCACGGUCUCUGAUGAACAACCUCCCAGUGAAGAGGGUAGCACCGAGAAGAAGUCCGACGAAGGCACCGUUCAAACUCUGGAAACAAGCUUUGAGUACCCGGAAGAUAUGUCGGAGAAAAGCGAGAGGAGCGAGAAAUCUAGCAGCACCAGGCUUCCCGAGUUGGUAACCAGCAUAUCGGAGGAGGCUCCACCGUCGGAAGGAAGCCCAUCCGCGUCAAGCACGAAGGGUCAAACGUCAGGCAGUCGAUUCCUGCCACGGCAUCAGCAGUCCCUCGAAAUUCCAUGGACCGGUUCAAGACCGGGUGAAUUGGACGAGGAUAACCGAAGCACGCAUUCCUAUCGAAGUACGUCGAGGGUCUCAUCCAGGCGGCAAAGUACGGAGGACUCGAUCGACUCCGAGGACGAGUGGUACCGAUACGAGUUGAGGAAGCUCGAGGAACUUGAGAGGCAAUCGCAGAUAGAGGUAGAGAUGGGCGAGGUGCUGGUAGAGGAACCGGAGGAAACUGAUCAGUACCAACCAGACGAAACGGUAAAGGAGAAGAUGUCUUUUGUCUUGAGAGAGCUGAAGAUGAAGGCUGGCACUAUAUCGAAAGAGCAGGCGAAGGAAGAUAAAGAAGAGCUACGAACGAGUAAGAUUAACGGAACGAUGGCGAAGGAUCGUCGAAUCGAGGAACGAGAUAGGUAUCGAGACGAGAAACCUAUUCCAAAGCGAAAAUCUGCGGAAAGUAUCGAAGCGGUGUUUGCGAGGGUGACCGAUUAUCAUACUUGGGCGCACGAAGAGGAAAUUAAGAAAGAGAAACUGUCCUCUGCUAUGGAAGAAGGUUCCUCUGGAGAAACUUCCGGUCCUGAUAGUCCCGUCCAAUCGAUGGACGAGGAGGAAGAAGAAGAACUGCCGAAAGACGUCGACGAACAACCGUCGAGGCGCAGUUCGAGCGGCUCGACUUUUCGACACGGCGAAAAAAUCCAUCCUGGCUCUGAACCAAUCUCUCGAGAAGGUAGCGUAAGUGUACCGCCUAGCGAGGUGUCUGUCAGCAUCCCGGGUGCUUGGGAUUCAGAGAGCACUGUCCUCGAAGGCCUCGAGCGUGACGGAGCUGGUAGCGCAGAAACGGCUACCACGGCGACUUUGAGCCUGCCGAAAAUCAAAAUUGAUUCCUCAUCCUGCGGUAGCUCGGAUGUGACGUUAAAAGAGGGCCAGGUGAGUCCUGGUCCACCUGGAUCAAAGUGGAAGUUGCUGAAAGCAUUGAAAGAACGAAAGGCGGAGGAGAAGCUGAAAGAAGUCGAGGAUUCCAAGGAGACCACCAUUUCUCAGGGACCCACAGCAAACGGCAGUGGACCUGGUGGCGAAUCCGGUGGACGAGGCAACGGGCAUCCAGGAGACAAUCCAUUCUACAGCAAUAUCGACAGCAUGCCGGAUAUUCGACCGCGCCGAAAGUCGGUGCCAUUGGUCUCCGAGCUGACAAUGGCGGCGACCAAGAGGAACGCGGCGGGUCUGACGUCGGCGGUGCCCAGAGCCACGUUAAACGACGAGGAGCUGAAGAUGCACGUGUACAAGAAAACGCUGCAAGCGAUGAUCUACCCGAUCUCUUCGACGACGCCGCACAAAUUCGUCACCUGGACGGCCACAUCGCCGACCUAUUGCUACGAGUGCGAGGGUCUCCUCUGGGGUAUCGCACGACAGGGGGUGCGGUGUACCGAAUGCGGUGUCAAGUGCCACGAAAAGUGCAAGGAUCUGCUAAACGCCGACUGCUUGCAAAGAGCGGCAGAGAAGAGUUCGAAGCAUGGCGCCGAGGAUAAGGCGAACAGCAUCAUCACAGCCAUGAAAGAGAGAAUGCAACAGAGAGAACGAGAAAAGCCAGAGAUCUUCGAGCUGAUCCGCACGACGUUUUCAGUCGACCCGGACACGCACAUAGACAGCCUCGAGCAGGCCGAACAGAUCGUCCUUGAGGGUACCAGCAAGUGGUCCUGCAAGAUCGCCAUCACAGUGAUCUGCGCCCAAGGACUGAUCGCGAAAGACAAGAGCGGUACAUCUGAUCCGUACGUGACUGUCCAAGUCGGUAAAGUGAAGAAACGAACCAGGACCAUGCCGAGGGAAUUGAAUCCAGUUUGGCACGAAAAGUUUUACUUCGAAUGCCACAACUCGUCUGACCGAAUAAAAGUGAGAGUAUGGGACGAGGACAACGACUUGAAGUCGAAGCUACGUCAAAAGUUGACAAGGGAGAGCGAUGAUUUCCUCGGACAAACGAUCAUCGAGGUGCGCACGCUGAGCGGCGAGAUGGAUGUGUGGUAUAACCUAGAGAAGAGAACGGAUAAAAGCGCUGUAUCCGGCGCGAUCAGGCUGCACAUCAGCGUUGAGAUCAAAGGCGAGGAGAAGGUCGCCCCUUACCACGUGCAGUACACCUGUCUACACGAGAACCUCUUCCAUAGCUUAUGCGAAAAGAACGACGGCGUGGUGGCCCUACCUCAGGCGAAAGGAGACGAUGCCUGGAAGGUGUAUUUUGAUCCACCUGGAGAAGAGCUCGUCGAUGAAUUCGCGAUGAGAUACGGCAUCGAGAGCAUCUAUCAAGCAAUGACGCAUUUUCACUGCCUCUCCACGAAAUACCUGUGCCCGGGUGUGCCAGCGGUAAUGUCCACCCUGUUGGCGAACAUAAACGCAUAUUAUGCUCACACGAGCGCGAGUUCCGCUGUUUCGGCCAGUGAUAGAUUCGCCGCCAGCAAUUUUGGGAAAGAGAAAUUCGUGAAAUUACUGGAUCAACUGCACAACUCCCUGCGAAUCGAUCUGUCAAUGUACCGAAAUAACUUCCCGGCCUCGAGCCAGGAGAAGCUGAUGGACUUGAAGAGCACGGUCGACCUGCUGACGAGCAUCACGUUCUUCAGAAUGAAGGUUUUGGAGUUGUCCAGCCCUCCACGAGCGAGCACCGUGGUGAAAGAUUGCGUGAAAGCGUGUCUUCGUUCGACCUAUCAGUUCCUUUUUGAAAAUUGUUACGAUAUCUACAACAGAGAAUUCCAAGUGGAUCCAAGCGAGGCGAAGAGAGACGCCGAGGAUCACGGACCUCGCCUGGAAUCGUUGGACUUCUGGCAUAAGCUGAUCGCGCUGAUCGUUUCGGUGAUCGACGAAGAUAAGAACAGUUAUGCCCCUGUCCUGAACCAAUUCCCUCAGGAAUUGAAUAUCGGUCAGCUGUCGGCGGCUACCAUGUGGUCUCUGUUCGCGGUGGACAUGAAGUACGCGUUAGAAGAGCACGAACAACACAGACUGUGCAAGUCCUCGGCCUAUAUGAACCUCCACUUUAAGGUCAAGUGGUUGCACACCAAUUACGUAAAGGACGUACCGCCGUAUAAGGGCGCGGUGCCCGAAUAUCCUGCGUGGUUCGAACCGUUUGUUAUGCAGUGGCUCAACGAGAACGAUGACGUCUCACUGGAAUAUCUCCAUGGUGCCUUCAGCAGAGACAAGAAGGACGGAUUCCAAAAGAGCAGCGAACACGCGCUGUUCAGCGUCUCCGUCGUCGACGUCUUCACACAAUUAACCCAGUGCUUCGACGUGGUCUCCAAGCUGGAAUGUCCUGAUCCGGAGAUCUGGAAGAGAUACAUGAAGAGGUUCGCGAAAACCAUCGUGAAAGUGUUAGUUGCCUAUGCAGAUAUCGUGAAGAAGGAAUUCCCAAGUCACCUGAAGGAAGAAAGAAUCGCUUGCAUUCUCAUGAACAAUAUUCAGCAACUUCGAGUGCAAUUAGAGAAGAUGUUCGAGUCGAUGGGUGGAGAAAAAUUGGAAGAGGACGCGGCGAACAUUCUGAAAGAACUUCAACAGCAAUUGAACGGAGCACUCGACGAUCUAGCUAUGCUCUUUGCAAAGAGUUUGGAACCAAGGAUAACAGCUUCGGUGAAAGAGUUAGGCGAUUUAUUGCUAGCCAUUAAGGGAGGUGGACAGGUGCAACCUGCUCAAAGAAAUAACGUAGCUGUGGAAGCUGAUGAAGUGUUGCGUCCUUUGAUGGAUCUUCUCGAUGGAAGUUUGUCGUUGUAUGCUGAAUCUUGUGAAAAGACUGUGCUGAAGAGGUUGCUGAAAGAGUUGUGGAAGAUCGUCAUGAGGAUUUUAGAGAAGACGGUGGUGUUGCCACCUAUGUCGGAUAAGAGCAUGAUGUUCAAGAAUCUGACGGAUAAUGCGAAGAACUUAGCCGCGAAUGCGAAGAUAGAAGACAUGUCGAAACUGUUCAAGAACCACAUGGUUGGUAAACCGGAUGUGAAGAACGCACUGAGCGGUGUAAUGGAUAUUUCUAAAGAAGUAGAGAAGAAUCUUUCCCCGAAACAGUGUGCGGUCCUCGAGGUCGCCCUCGAUACCAUCAAACAGUACUUCCACGCGGGUGGAAACGGUCUGAAGAAGACAUUCUUAGAGAAAUCGCCAGAAUUGCAGAGCUUACGAUACGCCUUGAGCUUGUAUACGCAAACAACAGACACCCUCAUCAAGACUUUUGUUACGUCUCAGGUCAACCAAGUGCCGCUGAACAAUGCGUCAAAGCUGCGUCAGCGUCAGCGUUCGAUGAGCAGCGAAAGAGGUGGUGACGAAGGGGAAGGAGCCGAGGGUAUGGAAAGCCUCGAGGAACCCCUUCGCCAGAGCAAGCCCUCUCUUCGUCGAGAGAGUCGACAAGUUCCAGAUACUGCCGGUACGGAGGAAGGCUCGGUCGGAGAAGUCAGUAUACAGGUGGAUCUUUUUACACAUCCUGGAACUGGCGAACAGAAGGUCACUGUCAAAGUUGUCGCUGCGAACGAUUUGAAAUGGCAGCUUGCUACGGGAAUGUUCAGACCGUACGUUGAAGUAAAUUUGAUCGGACCGCAUUUAACUGGAAAGAAGAGGAAGCAAUCGACAAAAUCAAAGAGCAAUAAUUGGUCGCCGCAAUUCAACGAGAGCUUUGACUUCAUGAUCGGCAAUGAGCAGCAGCAGCUCGAUUUCUACGAGUUGCAUAUCUGCGUGAAGGACUACUGUUUCGCGAGAGAGGACAGGCUGGUCGGUGUGGCAGUAAUGCAGCUCAAGGACAUCGUGGAGGAAGGCUCGUGCGCCUGCUGGUUGUCGCUUGGUAAACGAAUCCAGAUGGAUGAGACCGGCUGGACAAUCCUAAGGAUUCUUUCACAGAGGAACAACGACGAGAUCGCAAAAGAAUUCGUGAAACUGAAGAGUGAUAUCAGGCAGGAGACACCGUUACCGAACCCUACCUGAGGCUCAGGGUCACAGCAUUAAGCCACGACAGCGAAGCGAUGCGUCCUUCGAGUUUGGAAAGAGCUCGAAGGAGAGAAGGAGAGGGGCGUUGUCCAUAGGGGAAACCAUAGAAGCGUUCGGCCGUCGUUGUCGAGAAUGAAGUCUUUAAAAGGCAAACAAAACAAAAUAAUUCAGCAAAUAAAUAAAGGAAAAAAAACGAGCAACACCGCGAGACACAUGCGAUAUCGAGAACGCGUGAGACACAAAAUAAAAAUAAGAAACACACAUUGCAGCAAACACAUAAGCGAGAAAAAUCACCGAUAAGGACGAUCGGCCGAAUCCUUUUCGGUUCUAACGCUAACGUCGAUCAAUGAGGGAACGAGAGACCUUGUCGUGCGACAUCAUUCUUCUCGCUUCCUUCGCAGUCAGCUUCCGGUCGAGCGUGUUCUUCUCUCUUUUUUACGAAUCACAGAGCUUUAGCCCCGUCCCCUAUAUAAACCGAAUGAGCCGAGAAUAAAAAAAAAAAAAGAAGACAAAACCAUAAGAAAGAAAAAGAAAGAAGGUUUUCGAGUAAACAUGUUGAAAGUCAAGUCCCCGAAUCGAAGCGUUCAUCCAGCUAGUUGAAGUCGGACAAAGAGAGUAGAAAAGGGGAAGGGUGACUCCUCCUACCUUUUCGGAAAAGCAAUAGAAAUGUAAAAUAACAGGAUGAUGAUUGGUCAAGAAUAUGGGAAGAUAUACGGACAGACUUUUCGUUCAAGUAAGUGCCGUAAAAAUGGAAAAUAUGAAACCUCAGGUAUCGAAGAGUGUUCUGAACAGACGCGACACGUAAAAAACAGUGCUGCCAGUACGUAAUAUAUUUGGUAAAUAUUCGUAACGUAAGGAGAGGAAAGGAGUCGAAUUAGUCGUAGAUGAUACGUCCAGCGCGGUUAGACCUCGACGUGUACGGACUCCCAGAAGAAACGGAAGCAGCUUGACUGCGGCUAGAGGGAAAGGAAAACGAAGAAGAGCACGAAGAACGAUCGAAUCGGGGUCCGUGAUCGCUAGCACGUUGCAAAUAUAAAACGUGAAUCGGGAGUGUUUUUUUUUUUUUUUUAUUCUUUUUUCAAAACUAAAAAAUACGAAUCGCGCUGCAAUGAGGAAAAUGUAAUAGUACGUAUAAAAUAUAGACACUCGUGAGAGACGACGUUUUAGGCCGUUUGUUCGGAAUGACGAGUUUACUUGUAGAUAUGUGAAACACAUUGUUGACGAAAAAAAGUUUUUCUAAAUAACAGUUUAACGUAGCAUUGCGUACGACCAAUAGGCGUGUCACGACGUUACUCGGGACACGCCGUUAGUAAUAAAAUAGGCAUUGUAAUGUAAAGUACGUUCUUAUUGUAAGAAUUAACAAGAGAUCGUAAGAGUCUGAUUAUUGGUGGUGAACGUAUCACGAGGUCCGCUCGAAGACUUCGAUCAUUCCCCGUGAAUCAUCCUUUUGGGUCUCUCUUCGAAGACCUUUAAUACGACGUUUAAUACGAUGAAGAUGUUCACGUACACAAGAAGCCGAUAUUCCGUUCCAGUGAAGAAGAAAAUAAUAGAAAAAGAAAGAAUAACAAGAAGAGGAAGAAACAUACGAGUUAGGAUCCUUUCGUCCGCCUUCAAUUUUCAUUCUACGUACAAUAUCGUGAAACAGAGAAUCCGGUUUUCGAUCUGUUCUAGCCAGGAACUACUAUUUCUACGAAUCGACAGCCUAACUUUUUCGAAAUUAAACUUUAUAUCGUGGUAGAUGUAUGGUAACUUAAAUAAUCAUGUAACUUCGACACUUUCCCCUUUCGACGAUCAUUGCUUUUUGUGUGAACGUGCAAAACCAAAUAUGUAAACGACGAGGUGGAACGCAAGCUUCGAAAAUAACGGACAUCGAUACUUCUUUGUCUAUUCGCUUAAAAAUAUCUCAUCGAUAUUACUCUUGUAUAUAGAUCAAACAUUGUCCACUCGUGGGAACAGUUGGUUAAGUUACGAAGAUCCGAGCCCGCGAUUCUCUGAUGCAAGACUUCCCCCACUAUAUAUGAAGAAUAAAAAGAAAAUGAAAAAUCGAGAAAAUCGAGGGCGGACGCGUUAAACGGUCCCUCAAUCUGCUACAAAACGGAAACGAUCCCCGCGGAAGACAUCCUAACGUUCUUCGUUUCGCAUCUAAUGUCGUUCGAAAACUCUGGAAACACUUGUUUAAGAACACAUGUCGCAGUUCUUGCACGAAGCUUCGAUCGGAUCUCCCGAGAAACCUACAUAUGGGAAUAAAAAGGCAAAAAAAAAGCGGUCACUGUGAAACAAAAGAAAAAGAAAAGAAACAGGAGAAAGAAGCAGAAGAUGGAAACUAUUAAUAACACAAAAAAAAAGAUGCACGCGACUUUAAAACUAAAUAAAUUUCAUUCUCUGACCUUCGCAGGUCAAACCAGAUAUACAAUUCCAGAGAUUACAUGAUUAUAUCCACAAGAAAAGUUUCUACUACGUAGUACGUCUAGAUAUACUUACGUAUUGUGUAUAGUAUAUAAAUGCUGAUGUAGCUGCGAGCGCGGGAUAUUCGUCUGAAGAGAAAGCCACCCGAGAAAAAAAAAAGGAAAAUUCGGCUAUCUUUACAAUUACAUAUUUACAUCAGGCGCUUACCAUAUCCGGAUGAUGCAUGCGUCUACAGGCGACACAGGUCAGGCGCAGAACCUUCGAAUAGAAUUCCGUUUAUUAACACGUUAUACAUAUACAUACAAGCGCAUAUCUUUCCAAAAUUACCUCUUACCACGUAACUUUACAUCAGGAAUACAAAUACGUUUCACGAUUGAAAGAGAAAAAGGAAAAAAUAAUGGUUUAUCAUUCAUGAAUCGAUGCACCUUUGAAUCUCAUUACGAAAAAUCGUAGGACAAAAUAGAGUUUACGUGAUAAUUUUACCGUACAUAUUUUGUUUCAUAAAAGAACAGGUUUAGCACGUUACUCGUUGACGUGGUUAGAACGCAUAGAUUCAAAUGUGCCCGGAUCUGUGUAUUCGUGUCGAUCUAAACGACCUCCGACGAAAUGCUCCUCAUGCACAAAACGCGUUGCGAUUCGUCUCUUUUACAACGUUCGCGCUGUUUCAAUCCUGGUGUAUCUUUGUUCAAAAGCGAAUGCGAUGAGAAACGAUUUCGGGCUUGGAAACGAGCAUCAAAUGCAGACGAUGAAACAGCAUGGCGUGAGUGAAAUAGAUGAAUAGAAAAUAGAAAAAAUAACGUUUGAAAAAGAAAGAGAGAGACGUAAGGGGGGAAAGUAGAAUUGGAAGAGAAAAACACGGAUCCGCGAUCUCGCCACCAUCUUCAUUUGUAAAAGUGUCUAUUUUCUCCGCUGCCUAAGUACUACAUACUAAUUAAUGAAAAAGGGCUGGCAAAUUCGGCAACCAGGCCAAGUCCGUCGACGAAAUGGGAACAACCUUCUGUGUGUUUCUUUCCGCUGGGAAGUUUCCGUGUCGGUCGACAAUUGCGCUUCGUGGACGGAAUUGACCGCCACUUUUUCCUCCUAUUCUCCGCUUCGAUUAAUAUCUCGUAAGCUUAAUGAAAAAAAAAAAAUAUCUCGUGUAUUCUGUGAUAAUUACCCCUUAAAGUACAUAUACACACGUACACACUUGCACAUACUUACAUGUUCGUUUACAUUUACAAACAAAUAUAUUUACAUUUACACGCAUUACAUUUACUCUUAUACCCGCACUUACACGUAUUACAUCCAGAAACAAACACACGAGAUGCUCUACAUUUCAAACAAGACACAAUACAGUAGUGCUUCUCUAAUUGGCCACAUAUUGGGAUUUCAACUGACCAGUUAUCGAAGGAAGUAUAUUUCUAGAAAUAUUUUCUCUUCUUGAUUAAAUCCAAGUGAUGACUGAAGUAAGAUAUACUUGAUACAUUUGUUUAUUUUAAAUAUAUAUAACAUCGGAGGCCCAUAAAGUCAGUUCCAAAAACUAAUGGGAAUAUUAACAGCUAGUUAACGAAACGAAAUCCUGGCCAGUUAUUGCUGUACUACUAUACAACACGCAUAAGACAUACACGUACCAUACGUACAUGUACUCUAUAUAUACAAUACAACAUACAUACAUACAUAUAUACAUAAUUACACAUACCAUGCACGUAAUACACCGAUCCCAAUAGUAACAGUAUUCUUCUCUUUUA
This is a messenger RNA of Bombus pascuorum, 15453 nucleotides long. It is a transcript of the gene unc-13, whose product is annotated as protein unc-13 homolog B. Bases 2057 to 11317 code for a protein of 3086 amino acids. The transcript is spliced from 21 exons. The record is from RefSeq and is a predicted model, not a curated record. Gene Ontology annotation, cellular component: presynaptic membrane; plasma membrane; terminal bouton. Gene Ontology annotation, molecular function: diacylglycerol binding; calcium ion binding; phospholipid binding. Gene Ontology annotation, biological process: synaptic vesicle maturation; neuromuscular junction development; synaptic transmission, glutamatergic. Lineage: Eukaryota; Metazoa; Arthropoda; Insecta; Hymenoptera; Apidae.